This is a messenger RNA of Indicator indicator, 1590 nucleotides long. It is a transcript of the gene SLC2A2, whose product is annotated as solute carrier family 2 member 2. Gene Ontology annotation, cellular component: membrane; brush border. NCBI's taxonomy places the organism in Eukaryota, Metazoa, Chordata, Aves, Piciformes, Indicatoridae. The record is from RefSeq and is a predicted model, not a curated record. The transcript is spliced from 11 exons. Gene Ontology annotation, biological process: D-glucose transmembrane transport. The coding region runs from base 1 to 1590 and encodes 529 amino acids.
AUGGACAAGAGAAACAAAAUGCAAGCGGAGAAGCACCUCACGGGAACGCUGAUCCUCUCCGUCUUCACUGCAGUGCUGGGCUUCUUCCAGUAUGGUUACAGCCUGGGUGUCAUUAAUGCCCCCCAGAAGGUGAUUGAAGCCCACUACAGGCGUGUGCUGGGCAUCACCCCCCUGGACAGAUAUGCCCCAAAUGCCUCUGAGGAGGAUGGCACCAGCACCAUGGCACCCUGGUUUGGCACCGAAGGCACCCUGGCACCCCUGGAUGACAGUGCUGAGGACCUUGCCACCUCUUCACACAUCCUCACCAUGUACUGGUCCCUCUCUGUCUCCGUGUUUGCCAUCGGUGGCAUGGUCUCCUCCUUCACCGUGGGGUGGAUCGGCGACCGGCUGGGGAGGGUGAAAGCCAUGCUGGUGGUCAACGUCCUCUCCAUCACUGGGAACCUCCUGAUGGGGCUGUCAAAAUUUGGGCCGUCUCACAUCCUCAUCAUCGCCGGGAGAGCAGUCACAGGGCUGUACUGUGGGCUCUCCUCUGGACUCGUGCCCAUGUACGUCAGUGAGGUCUCUCCCACGGCCCUUCGAGGAGCGCUGGGGACACUGCACCAGCUUGCUAUCGUCACAGGUAUCCUCAUCAGCCAGGUCCUUGGACUAGACUUUCUUCUGGGCAACGAUGAGAUGUGGCCCCUGCUCCUGGGUCUGUCUGGUGUGGCUGCUCUCCUGCAGUUCUUCCUGCUCUUGCUGUGCCCUGAGAGCCCUCGAUACCUUUACAUCAAACUGGGGAAGGUGGAGGAAGCUAAAAAAAGUUUGAAAAGGCUCAGAGGAAACUGUGACCCGAUGAAAGAGAUUGCUGAGAUGGAAAAGGAAAAGCAGGAAGCUGCUAGUGAGAAGAAAGUCUCCAUAAAGCAGCUUUUCACCUCUUCCAAGUACAGGCAGGCUGUCGUUGUGGCACUGAUGGUGCAGAUCUCUCAGCAGUUCUCAGGAAUCAACGCGAUCUUUUACUACUCCACAAACAUUUUUGAGAGAGCUGGAGUUGGCCAACCAGUUUAUGCAACCAUCGGCGUUGGAGUGGUGAACACAAUCUUCACUGUUAUCUCUGUCUUUCUGGUGGAGAAAGCAGGCAGGAGAUCCCUGUUCCUGGCUGGUUUGAUGGGUAUGCUGGUGAGCACCGUGGCCAUGACUGUUGGACUUUUGCUCCUGAAACAGUUUGCCUGGAUGAGCUACGUCAGCAUGGUCGCCAUCUUCCUCUUCGUCAUCUUCUUCGAAGUGGGGCCAGGGCCCAUCCCCUGGUUUAUCGUGGCCGAGCUGUUCAGCCAGGGCCCUCGCCCUGCCGCCAUCGCCGUCGCCGGCUUCUGCAACUGGACCUGCAACUUCAUCGUGGGGAUGUGCUUCCAGUACCUCACGGAUCUGUGUGGCCCCUACGUCUUCGUCAUCUUCGCAGCCCUGCUCCUGGUCUUCUUCCUGUUUGCGUACUUCAGGGUCCCGGAGACGAAAGGAAAGUCCUUUGAGGAGAUCGCAGCUGCGUUCCGCCGCAAGAAGCUCCCGGCCAAAACCAUGACUGAGCUGCAAGACCUGCGGCGCAGCGAGCAGGCAUAG